Equus quagga is the source of this 1881-nucleotide messenger RNA. RefSeq names its product progesterone receptor membrane component 1 (gene PGRMC1). NCBI's taxonomy places the organism in Eukaryota, Metazoa, Chordata, Mammalia, Perissodactyla, Equidae. The coding region runs from base 76 to 663 and encodes 195 amino acids. The record is from RefSeq and is a predicted model, not a curated record. The transcript is spliced from 3 exons. Gene Ontology annotation, cellular component: endomembrane system; membrane.
CUCGCUGAGAGGGAGGAGAAAGCAGUGAGUUCCGGAGCCCUCCCUAGCGCGACCCAGCCCUUCGCUUCAGAGAUCAUGGCUGCCGAGGAUGUGGCGGCGACAGGCGCCGACCCGAGCGAGCUGGAGGGCGGCGGGUUGCUACACGAGAUUUUCACGUCGCCGCUCAACCUGCUGCUGCUCGGCCUCUGCAUCUUUCUGCUCUACAAGAUAGUGCGCGGGGACCAGCCGGCGGCCAGCGGCGACAGCGACGACGACGAGCCGCCCCCACUGCCCCGCCUUAAGCGGCGCGACUUCACCCCUGCGGAGCUGCGGCGCUUCGACGGCGUCCAGGACCCGCGCAUACUCAUGGCCAUCAACGGCAAAGUGUUCGACGUGACUAAAGGCCGCAAGUUCUACGGGCCCGAGGGGCCGUACGGGGUCUUUGCCGGAAGAGAUGCAUCCAGGGGCCUUGCCACAUUCUGCCUGGAUAAGGAAGCACUGAAGGACGAGUAUGAUGACCUUUCUGACCUCACUCCUGCCCAGCAGGAGACCCUGAGUGACUGGGACUCUCAGUUCACUUUCAAGUACCAUCAUGUGGGCAAACUGCUGAAGGAGGGGGAGGAGCCCACCGUGUACUCAGAUGAGGAAGAACCAAAAGACGAGAAUGCUCGGAAAAAUGAUUAAAGCAUUCAGUGGAAGCAUAUCUAUUUUUGUAUUUUUCAGAAUCAUUUGUAACAUUCCAGUCUGUCUUUAAAACAUGGUGAUUUCAAUAUUUAGAAAAGUUUUGAACUUGCUGUAAAUUUUUUUAAUUAACAUCACUAGUGACACUGAUAAAAUUAACUUCUGUCUUAGAAUGCAUGAUAUGUUUGUGUGUCACAAAUCCAGAAAGUGAACUGCAGUGCUGUAAUACGAAUGUGAUUACUGUUCUUCUUUUAUCUGUAGUUAGUACGGGCUGAAUUCAGACUUGUUUUUCCUGAGAGACAGGUAAGACUUGGGUGUUUCCCAAAAACAGGUAAAAAUGUUAGAUGUGCAAAGUCCUUCAAGUGCCAAGAACAAAGGAUCAACUUUUAGUUACAAUGUUCUCGAAAGACAGCAAGUCCCUUAUUUCUCAAUCGACUUAACUGCAUGAUUUCUGUUCUAUCUACCUCUGAAGCAAAUCUGCAGUGUUCCAAAGGUUUGGGGAUUGAUUACAGAGAGCUGGCCAGGAACAAAAUGAGAUCUCAAAGCUGGGCUCAGUUGGAAGAAAUAAUAUAUUUACUGUGUUUCUAGACUUCAUCAUGUCCUUUUCCUCCUUUGCACACUCAGACGCCCUCACUAACAGUAAUCUAGAGUGAGGAUUAAAACAGGACCUGAACAUUCAAAAGAAAGCUUUGGAGAAAAUCAGCUUGCUUGCCUAAAAACCUAAAUAUAUGAAGAUUGUAGGACUAUCUUCCCAGUCCCCAUGUUCGUGGUGGGGCAAUGGUUAUUUUACACAGUUCGACGGGAGAGAGGGGCGUGCAGGACGGGAACAGGUGUUUGCUCUCCUAAGAGCCUUCACACACAGCCCUGAAGAGUGAGGACACAGUACAUAGCGCUAGCCAAGUGGUUUUGAAAGUAAAGUAUAUUCAUAAGGAAAAAUAAUUCUCCUGUUGUUACAAAACUAUAGCCACUGCAAGAGUAGUAGUCAAGUGUCUAGGUCUUUGAUAUUGGUCUUUUGGUUAACAGUAAACUUAGCUUAAGUAGACUCUACAGUUGUAUGAAUUUGUAAAAGUAUUAUAUGAACAACUAGUGAGGUUUCAGAUUCUUGUAACUGUAGCUGAAUAGUCAUUGUAUUUUCUUGUGAACUGUGUUUAAUGGUUUUACCUCAAAUCAGAAAACAAAAUGAAGUGCUUUGGUCAGUUAAUAAAAUGGUUUUACCCAGUA